AUGGAGUUGGCCUCAGCUGCUGGCAGCCCUGACGCGGCCUACAACCUCGCCCAUCCGUGGUUGCGCACGACCAACUGGGUGCUCGUGGCCGUGGGCAUGAGCGUCUGUACGGGCCUGCUUGCGAUGCGCAUCUACACGAAGGUGCGGAUUAUGCGACGGUUCUGGUGGGAUGAUAUCUGUUUGAUUCUCGCAUGGGCCUUUUCUCUUGCGACGCAGUUCGUGAUUCUGUAUGCCUACACCCACGCCGGUUUUGGGGUCCAUAUAUGGAACCUCACCCCCGUAGUCUUUCAAAGAUACCAGAAGUGUAUCCUCUCCGCCGGCGUCAUCUACGUGCUCGCCCUGGCCAUGGCCAAACUGGCCCUGCUCAUGUUCUACUACCGGCUGCUGAACAUGAUGCCCGUAUGGAAACACAUCAUCUACCUGGUGGCCGCCAUCAUCGUGGGUUACAGCAUCGCCCUCACCCUGGCGCUGAUCUUCGCGUGCCAGCCCCUGGCGAAGAACUGGAACGUGCUGAUCCCGGGCCACUGCGUCAACCGCGUGGGCCUGUAUCUGGCCACCGCCGUCACCAACACGGCCAGCGACGUGAUCCUCAUCCUCAUCCCCAUCCCGUUGGUCUCGGGGCUGCGACUCCCGCUGGUGCAGAAACUGGGGAUGGCGUGUAUGUUCGGGAUAGGUUGCCUCACGAUCAUCACCAGCAUCCUCCGUCUGGCGACGCUGGAACCCCUGGUCUCCUCCCCGGAUCAGAGCUAUAAGCUGGGUCUGGAGGUCCUUUUCGUCGUCAUCGAGGCCAACUUCAUCAUCAUCUGCGGCAGCCUGCCCUACCUGCGGCAGUUUUUCCGCUUCCACGGCCCGCGAUGGCUGGGGGAAUCGCGCGGCAGCACCAGCAGCGCCUCGCACCGGACGGGCUCGUCGCGGGAGCCCCGGCCCCCCUACAAGCGGCGCAAGUCGGGGCUCAGCCAGCUGCAGGACGACAUCGAGCGGGCGCUCAGCCGGCCCGAGGAGGCCCACUGCCCGGGUCGGGGGGUCCGCGAUCCCACGGGAGUGAGGGCCGGCAUCAGCUGA
This is a messenger RNA of Aspergillus heteromorphus CBS 117.55, 1062 nucleotides long. RefSeq lists its product as uncharacterized. The transcript has 7 exons. The coding region runs from base 1 to 1062 and encodes 353 amino acids. The record is from RefSeq and is a predicted model, not a curated record. NCBI's taxonomy places the organism in Eukaryota, Fungi, Ascomycota, Eurotiomycetes, Eurotiales, Aspergillaceae.